AGUUACGGCGCUGGUUCCCGGGAACAGCAGUCAAGACAGAACUGCGGAGGAGGAGUCCGGGAAAGCGGCAGUCUGGACCCCUCCUCUCCGUUCCCCCCGCCCCAGCUGAGAGGCGCCUUGGCGGGUCUGAGGAACCCUCCUCCGUACUUCCUUUGGCUGCUGCCGCCGCCAGGAGAUGGGCCUGCUCGCCCGCAGCCCUGCGCCCUGCGUCUCCCUGAGGAGUUGAAGCACAAGGGUCCCUAGCACCCCUAACCCACGGACCACUGCCAGUGGCAGCACAGCAGGAACCGGGCAGCACAACAGGAGGUGAGUGGCAGAACAUCUGUGAUAAGUCUACCAUAAAUUGAACUCCUUCAAGAAUUCUCUGAAGGAACCAAAUAGGAUUUUCUUACAUCAUGACUUAAUCUGAAUGCAAGAACAAGAAACAGGUUUUAUCUCUAAAUAUAAUGAAGGGCUGUGUGUAAACACAGACCCUGACUCAAUUCUAAUGAGCAUUUUAGACAUGAGUUUACAUCGGCAAAUGGGUUCAGAUCGAGAUCUUCAGUCUUCUGCUUCAUCUGUGAGCUUGCCUUCAGUCAAAAAGGCACCCAAAAAAAGAAGAAUUUCAAUAGGCUCUCUGUUUCGGAGGAAAAAGGAUAACAAACGUAAAUCAAGGGAGCUAAAUGGCGGGGUGGAUGGAAUUGCGAGUAUUGAAAGUAUACAUUCCGAAAUAUGUACUGAUAAGAACUCCAUUUUCUCUACAAAUACCUCCUCUGACAAUGGAUUAACUUCUAUCAGCAAACAAGUUGGAGACUUUAUAGAGUGCCCCUUGUGCCUUUUACGGCAUUCUAAAGACAGAUUUCCUGAGAUAAUGACUUGUCAUCAUAGAUCUUGUGUGGAUUGCUUACGACAAUACCUAAGGAUAGAAAUUUCUGAAAGUAGGGUUAAUAUCAGUUGCCCAGAAUGUACUGAACGGUUUAAUCCCCACGAUAUUCGCUUGAUAUUAAGUGAUGAUGUCUUGAUGGAAAAAUAUGAAGAAUUUAUGCUUAGACGGUGGCUCGUUGCGGAUCCUGAUUGUAGGUGGUGUCCAGCUCCAGACUGUGGGUAUGCUGUGAUAGCAUUCGGAUGUGCUAGCUGUCCAAAAUUAACUUGUGGGCGAGAAGGCUGUGGAACAGAGUUUUGCUACCACUGUAAACAGAUUUGGCACCCCAAUCAGACCUGUGAUGCUGCUCGACAGGAGAGAGCCCAGAGUUUACGUCUGAGAACUAUACGUUCUUCGUCCAUUAGUUAUAGUCAAGAGUCUGGAGCAGCAGAUAUUACCAAUUCCAGGAUCAGGGAUUCAGAAUCAUACCUUGCUGAUGAUAUAAAACCAUGUCCACGGUGUGCUGCUUAUAUAAUAAAGAUGAAUGAUGGGAGCUGUAAUCACAUGACAUGUGCUGUCUGUGGUUGUGAGUUUUGUUGGUUGUGUAUGAAAGAAAUCUCGGAUUUACAUUAUCUAAGUCCAUCAGGAUGUACUUUUUGGGGGAAGAAACCCUGGAGCCGAAAGAAGAAAAUAUUGUGGCAGCUGGGAACACUUGUUGGUGCUCCUGUAGGAAUUGCUUUAAUAGCUGGCAUUGCUAUCCCUGCCAUGAUUAUUGGCAUUCCUGUAUAUGUGGGCCGUAAGAUUCACAAUCGAUAUGAAGGCAAGGAUGUUUCAAAGCACAAACGGAAUUUGGCCAUAGCAGGUGGUGUAACAUUGUCUGUAAUCGUAUCUCCAGUUGUAGCUGCAGUAACUGUAGGUAUUGGUGUUCCUAUUAUGUUAGCUUAUGUCUAUGGUGUUGUUCCGAUUUCUCUCUGUCGAAGCGGAGGUUGUGGGGUCUCAGCAGGCAAUGGAAAAGGAGUCAGGAUUGAAUUUGAUGAUGAAAAUGAUAUAAAUGUUGGUGGGACAAACACAGCUGUAGACACAACUUCAGUAGCAGAAGCAAGACACAACCCUAGCAUAGGGGAGGGAAGUGUUGGUGGUUUGACCGGCAGUUUGAGUGCAAGUGGAAGCCACAUGGAUCGAAUAGGAGCCAUCCGGGACAACCUGAGUGAAACGGCCAGCACCAUGGCGCUCGCUGGAGCCAGUAUCACAGGGAGUCUGUCAGGAAGUGCCAUGGUAAACUGUUUUCACAGGUUGGAAGUACAAGCAGAUGUACAGAAAGAACGGUACAGCCUAAGUGGAGAAUCUGGCACAGUCAGUUUGGGAACAGUUAGUGAUAAUGCCAGCACCAAGGCAAUGGCAGGAUCCAUUCUGAAUUCCUACAUCCCAUUGGACAAAGAAGGCAACAGUAUGGAGGUUCAGGUAGAUAUCGAGUCAAAGCCAUCCAAAUUCAGGCACAACAGUGGAAGCAGCAGUGUGGAGGAUGGCAGUGCCACCCGAAGUCAUCCUGGGGGUUCAUCCAGUGGCUUGCCUGAAGGUAAAUCCAGUGCCACCAAGUGGUCCAAAGAAGCAGCAGCAGGAAAGAAAUCAAAAAGUGGUAAAUUGAGGAAAAAGAGUAACAUGAAGAUAAAUGAGACCAGAGAGGACAUGGAUGCACAGUUGUUAGAACAGCAGAGUACGAACUCAAGUGAAUUCGAGGCACCAUCCCUCAGUGACAGUAUGCCUUCUGUAGCAGAUUCCCACUCUAGUCAUUUUUCUGAAUUUAGUUGUUCUGACCUAGAAAGCAUGAAAACUUCUUGUAGUCAUGGUUCCACUGAUUAUCACACCCGCUUUGCUACUGUUAACAUUCUUCCUGAGGUAGAAAACGACCGUCUGGAAAAUUCCCCCCAUCAGUGUAGCAUUUCUGUGCUUACUAAAACUGCUUCAUGUUCAGAAGUUCCACAGUUGAAUCAUAUUGCUGAAGAACAUGGCAACAGUGGUAUAAAAACCAAUAUUGAUUUAUAUUUUGGCAGUGCACUAAAAGAAGCAAAUAACAACCACUCACAUCAGACAGUGGAAUUAAAAGUUGCAAUUCAGACUGAUAUAUAGACCUACAAAUGCUGCAAAAUAAUUACCACUUGAAAAACCUUGUUUGGAGCUGGUUGAACUGCACGUGACUAUUUUAAGUUUCAAGUUGCCAGCAAACGCUGGGUUGCAUCAUCAUAAUGCAGAUACAUUUUCUGUGUUCAGCAAAGCAUUGUGUUUCAUGUGGAUCUUAAUUACCAAACUAUGAAAUGAAGGCUUUAAAAGUGCAUUAUUGUAAGGACAGUAAUUCUUAAGAGAAUUAUGUUUUGUGUGUUUGCCACAAAACAUUGCUUGAAGCACAUACUUGUGUAUUUAGAUAGAAAUUUGGCUUAAUUUAUAAUCAAUAUAAAAUACUAAUGCAGUUCUACAGCAUUCUUAUGAAGAGAACUUGAGGCUUAGGGCUAAGUGGUUAGUGACAUUUUAUUGAAACCACUAAAAGAUACUGUUUAAAGAACCUUGCAGGUUACUUGCAGUAUAUGAUACACUUUGUAACAUUUAUGUUCAUAACUGGGCAUAAAUUUCAUUUUUUUCUUCAUAUGCAGUGUGGAUAUAUACAGCUUAAUGCAGCCCAUUUGCUACCAUUUGGAUACUUAGACACUUUGAGCAAGAUUGUGGCAGUUUUUGCACAACUUUGAAAUAGAAACACCUGGUACCCUAUAUAUCUUGUAUAUUGUUGCCAUCUUAGAAGAAAAGUGUAAAAGUAGGUAAUUAAGUAUACUGACAGCACCAAAUAAAAUAUAUAAAACUGCAAAAUAAAAUUCCAUUAGUUUAUAAGUAUUACAAAAAAGUCACCUUUCAUUAAGGGGAAGUUUGCACCCCACUGAUUCUUGGUGCCUUCAGAAUAGAGUAGAUUUUAAGGGCCUACUUCUUUGAGGGUUUUGCUGUAUUGUUUUCCAUAAUGUCCUCUCUAGCCACCUUGGAUUAUGUAGAAAAAUACAGGGUAGAGAAACAUAAAUAUGAUUAACAAUAACAAUGCUGAAAAAGUAUUAGCCUACCAAAGACACACUCAGGCUUUAGUGAAUAACUUUACAUAACCUCAGUUUUUAGCACAUGUAUAUCUUCUCCAAUCAUGAAAUCAAAGCACGGUGCAGAGUUUGUACCAAGUACUAAGGAGGGGUCUGUAUAUGGCUGGCUUUAUUUUCCUUUGCUUUUGUUUAUGGAAGAUGUUCAGCUGACAUAAACAGAAGUUGGCCAAAAUAUUGCCUAUACUGUUAACUUCCAGUAUAAUUCACUUAAAUAAAACAGGCUAACCUCAGUUAAAAUAUUC
This is a messenger RNA of Lagenorhynchus albirostris (white-beaked dolphin), 4211 nucleotides long. RefSeq names its product ring finger protein 19A, RBR E3 ubiquitin protein ligase (gene RNF19A). Lineage: Eukaryota; Metazoa; Chordata; Mammalia; Artiodactyla; Delphinidae. Gene Ontology annotation, cellular component: ubiquitin ligase complex; cytoplasm. The transcript is spliced from 12 exons. Gene Ontology annotation, biological process: ubiquitin-dependent protein catabolic process; protein polyubiquitination; positive regulation of proteasomal ubiquitin-dependent protein catabolic process. Gene Ontology annotation, molecular function: ubiquitin protein ligase activity; ubiquitin conjugating enzyme binding; zinc ion binding. Bases 410 to 2968 code for a protein of 852 amino acids. The record is from RefSeq and is a predicted model, not a curated record.